Molecule: messenger RNA, 7236 nt
Organism: Lytechinus pictus (painted urchin)
Lineage: Eukaryota; Metazoa; Echinodermata; Echinoidea; Temnopleuroida; Toxopneustidae
Product: autism susceptibility gene 2 protein-like
Exons: 7
Coding region: 2-2056 (684 amino acids)
Source: RefSeq, a predicted model, not a curated record
AAUGGGUGUUCCACCAUCUAUUAAUCCAAUGUUUCCUCCAACCAGCUUACCCAGUGGCUUUGGCUCAGGAGCCCAUGGUGCUUUCCAACCAAAGAGUUGGCCAGAGGGUGGUUUGCAGCUCCCCAGGUUGGAUAAUCGUGUCAGCAAACCACUCAUGAAGAAGCGUGGAGAAUGGUGCGCAGCCCAUGUAAAUGUUGCAUGGUUAAUAUAUCAUCACCAACAAAAGGCCAAGGUAGAUGCUCAGAAGGAUAGCUUGAAGCAAGAUGCCUUCCUUGGUAAACCCGGUGGACCUCAUAUAUUUUCUCCUCCAAGGCCUCCUGAUCUUCACCUCCAGUCUAAUCUUUUUCCUCAUGGUGCACCAGGGGGUCCAUUAAACCUCCAAAGUGGUCCACAUCAUCCCAGCUUCUUGACAGCGGCUGGACCUACAUUUGGUCUACCUCCAAUGCCCAGACCAGCUAGUUAUGGGCCAGGUAACCUGGGCUUUCCUUUAACAGGACCAGGUAUGAAAGGUGGCAGUUUGAAUUCCAGUAUGUUCAACGGUCGAGAGUCGAUUGGUUUACCUGGUCUGAGCAGCCCACAUCAAGGUCAAUGGGGUAGACUUCACAGGACUCCACCAGGGUUCCCAGGAAUGCCACCAGGUUCCUGGGCUAAACCAGAAGCAGAGAGGGCAAAAGAAGGGUUCCAUUUCAGCCUUGACAGGGAGAGAGAACGGGAACGAGAAAGACUCAAGGACGAGGAGAGGGAAAGGGAGCGGGAGAGGGAACGUGAACGCGAACGCGAAAAACUGGAAAGAGAGCGGGAAAGGGAAAAAGACAAAGAAAGAGAAAGGGAACGGAAGGAUGGAGAGAGGUCAUCAAAUCAUGGACCUUCAGAAGGAUGGUCCAAUGAUCGUGAGAGGGAGAGCAGACCAGCAGAAAGUGAAUCAAGAACACUUAAUCACGUUCGCUUACUGGACAAUGAUCGUGAUCAUGAAAGGAGAAAAGAGGAGCGUAGUUCAGAGAGCCGCUCUAGUGAUAUGAAACGUGUGACCCCUCCCAGUCGCCAUGUUAAUGAUGGAGUAAGACAUUCAACAUCUCGAGGUCAUGAUGGACGAUUUGAUAGCGCAUUCAACAAUGUGUUACAUCCCAAUGCGCUGACCACCAAAGAGGAGAGACGGGAACCAGAAAAGGAAAAACCAUCAGAGAGAUUGCCGGAGCAGCGUUUACCGGAACGGAUUCCGGAAAGGAUACCGGAAAUAUUACCAGAGAGGAUACCCGAGAGGCUACCUGAAAGGCUUCCGGAAAGAUUCCCUCCGGAAGUCAUGGCGUUGCAUCAGGCAUCCGUCCUCAAUACCAUGAACGCUAUGAAUCCUAUGAUGUCAUUGCUAGACCGUCGCUUGCCAGGUAUGCCCUUUUCACCGCUUCAUCAUAUGGAGAGGCAUCCUAACCCGGGCAUCCCAGGACCUUGGGAUCCUUUUAGGGGUAACCUGGAGGCGAUACAUCGUGAGCAGCAGAUUAGACUUGAGCGUGAAUAUGAGAGAGAUCGCCUGAUGCGAUCUGCUCUUCACCAACCAAUGGGGCCUAUCAUCGAUCAUCCAGAUAGGCUCCGGGAUCGAGAACACCACGACUUCUCGCGAGAUAAUCCUCUUGCCAUGGAAUCCACCAUUAGGCACCUAGAACAGGAGCGCAUGCACAGAUACCUCGAGGAACGCGACCGUGCACUAGCCCUACGUGAGGAUGCGGAACGGAGAGGAAUCAUUCACGGGACCUCCCAGGACCCACUCAACCCUCUGAACAGACCCACUAUUGGGGCAAUUCCCCCAUACUCAAGGACUAGUUCUAUCUUCUCAAACUCUUUGCACAAGAACAGUUCACCUCCGUCGACCCUAUCUGCCCCUCCUCCACCCUUGGUUUCCUCGGCUGCAACAAGUAAUGGUCCUUCCCUGGGGCUUGGUCUCCUUGGACCUCACAGUCAUUCAGCAUCUCCUCAUUUAUCAGCCACCAGGAAUAGUUCACCUGCGGACUCUAAUCCAUCUAAAGGAAAAACAACUCCGGAUAAAGAUGCUCAUUCAAGAUAGGAUACGGUUACCAUGUAGCCUCCCAACAUUUCAUCUUUCUUCUCUCUCUCUCUGUCACAGCUGUCAUGUCCCCCCCCCCCCCCUUCAUGUUUUCCUUGGAAAUGUUCUUCCUUGGAAAUGUUCUACUGUGAAGUUGCUAUUUGUACUCUGAUUUUCAAAAGUCUAUGACUCCUAUCUUAAUGUAGAGGGUGCUAUUAUGUUGCCAUUCUCCCAGAAUACAACAAGAUAAUACAAUAUAUCCCUGUAUCCCGGGGAGUAUUUCAGACUUGCCAUUCACUUGCAAAAUUAAUUGCAGUGUUAGCUUUAAAUUUUAUUGUGCAUAGCACAGUUUUAAAGUUCAACCAUUUGGUACUUCUGCAUGGCCAUGGAUUAUAGUUUGAAAGUUAAAUGAAUUUGACAAAAUAUUUCCCAUUUUCAAUAUUUUUGUCUGCUUUCCAUUAGCUGUCAUUGUUGGUGAGUUAAUAAAAAUCAAUUCCUUGUGCAAUGUACCCCUAACAUGGAUGUAUUUCUUAAUCCGUUGGAUUUGCCUAAAUAUAAUGGUGAUGAAGAGUUACUUCUAAGAUAAUGUAAAUCAUCAUCCUUUCAUAGAUAGUCCCCUAAUAUUUUUUUUUAAUAGAUGAUUGAAAUAAUUGUAAGAAAAUUUAUUCUCUUGUUUGUGUGAAAUUGUUUUCUAUGUGCCAAAUAGUUUUUUUCUUAAUGUAAAGAGAGAUCAUGUAAAUUAACAUUCCAAAGAGAAAGAGGGACAUUUGAUUUUCAAUUGAAAUAGUCUUCAAUUAUAUUUGGUUGUACAAUUCUGUAAAAUCCAACUGUCAUUUUGUUACCUGUUCACUGUUUGUCUGAUAAUGAAUUUCUCUGGUGUAAGUUAGUGUUUAGAAUAAGGGAUUACAUGGCAUUUAAUGACUCCAGUAAGCAUUUUUAAUUAACACCUACACCAAGGGUUUAAACUGUGAUUGGUAUCACAUGUUCUGUAUUUCAAAUCUGAUACGUAACAACUGAAAUCUUUAUUGAAAUAAAUCUCAUUUUCCUGUUUCUUUUGGUAUGAUUCCAAACAAAACUCUAAACUUCAAACUUAAAUCUAAACUCAUAUAAUGUGAGUCAGAAAAGAAGGUGGAAUGUGACUGUGAUGGUUAAAGGAAAACUAUCCAAAAAAGAAGAUUGAUUAUCUAAAAUAAAUUAAGUUUCAUGUCAGCAAAACAAGACAUUGAAUUAUAUUUUAAAGGAUAAGUCCACCCCAGUAAUAGAUUGAUUUGAUUUUUCAGGGAAAUGAGAGAGUAAUAGCAUUUAAAGUUUUGCUCAUUUUCACAAAACAUUUUUUGCUGAAGAUAGUUGGUAUGCAAAUGAGAGAACUGAUGACAUCACACUCUUACUAUUUUGUUUUUAUAUGAAAUAUGUAUGGUUUUUUUAAUGAUGUAAAGCAAGGUUUGACUCUACAGUGAAUAUGUUGAAUCACUAUAUUUGUAAUCUACCAUGAUUCAAUCAUGAACUUCUUAUCAAACCUACUGAAAUGGAAAAUAAAAAUACAAAAGAAAUGUGUGUCUGACAUUGUUAUCUCACCUUUUAAAGUAUAACACAUAUUAUGCAUCUUUGUUUUAUGAAAUUAAGCAAAACUCUCCAAAUUUUUAAACUUUUUUUUUUUGGGGGGGGGGUUCACAUUCAAUUUGUUGAAGUUGUCAGUGUUAGGCUUGUUUGAUUUUUUCCUCUUUUAUUAAAACCACAAUCAUUCUUGGUGGACUUGAACUUUUAGUAUUUUUUAAGAGUAUCUAAUAAUCAAACAACUUGGUGGAAUACUUUCAUGUGAGAUAAAUUUGGAGUGGUAUUGUUAAAUUACUUAAAACUAACUUUUUAGAAAUUAUUGGUUGCUCUUAGCUCUGUACAUAUAUUUCAAUUUUCUGAUCCUAUCAGGUCCACAAAAUUCAAAGUAUAAGAUUUCAAAACUAAGAUUUUUUAGGCAAUACUGAAAUCUGUGGGGAACUAAAGGGAAUACUUCACACAUCAGUUUGAAAUUGGAUUAUAUGUAAUUAAAACAUAUAUAAUGUAAAUUAAUAUACAAGAAUCAAUUCUUAAAACUCAAUAAUCAAUGCUGUGUACUUGUCAUGAAAUUGUUAAUAUAAAAAUGUUUUUAAUUCUUAAUGUGUAUUGUAUGUAUGGAUGGGUGACACAUAUUUCAUUGUGUAACCACUCUCUGACUUCAUGCCCUUUAAAUGAGUAUCAUCUGUAUUACCAAUCACUUAUGCUGCUGAACAUCCUUCAAAUGUCACCAACCUAUUUUCUUUAAACUUGUUACUUUUCCCUCACAUUGUCUGCUUUUUCAGAUAAAAUGAGGGUGGAGGAGAUAAGAAUCAUGAUAAGGAUGAGGGGGGCAAGAAAAAUAGGAAAAGGAGAUAAAAAGUUUAGAGAAGAUGAGCUUGAUUUCCUACGCCGGCUGGCCGGUGUGCUCAUCAAAUAUCCUGUUGUCAAUAAGACCUAGUUUUAGUUAAAGAGAAAGAAAGAAGAGAUACCCCUCUUGAGGAUGAUGAUUCACCCCUAUUUCAGACCCCCUUUAGCCCUCCCUCAGGGCUUGCCUGUCACCCCCAAAGAGUAAUUUAUUCCAAUUAUAUGAGCAGUGUUAUUGAUUCUUAUCAGAUAAUCAUAACUCAACCAUAGUUUCAGGUCUGAUUUAUAUAGAAAUUCUUCAUCUGUUUUUAAUAGGUGUGUUAUUAACCCUGUCAAGUUCAAUUUGGAAGAUAAUCAAGCUGGCUAUUCCUGAUGUGGGUUAUUAUUUCAGAGUUAAAGAUGUUUGAUGGAUCAGCCCGGAAAUUGAGUAUGGACUGUGACUCGUUUCACAGAGGCUUGCAAAAUCAAAACAAGCGAAUUCAUUGUGUUUUCAUGGAGGCAUUCUUUUACAUUACCAAUGACGACUAGUGCAUCAGGGAUUUGAGUAACAAAGAAAGAACUUUGUGAGGGCUCUCUUCCAGUGAAUUUCACCAACAUUCUUUCAGCUUUCUGUUAUUGACAUUUAAUUGAACCUUAAAAUUGUAUCUAUACAUCCACCAAGAAUAGUAUUGGAUCAUAAUAAGGGAAUUUAAAAUCCAAUAAAGUUAUUUAUAGCAUCCGACUAAAUGAAAUAGCAAUCCAUUAUCAUACCUCAUCCCCCCAAAAUAUAAUGAAUAAAUGAAUGAAUGAAAGCAAUAGUUAUACAAUUUUUAAAAUGGAAUCACAAUUGGGUUUAUGGCUAGCUUAAUUUGAAAAAAAAAAAAUCAACGGGAAGAAGUGCCUGUUUUCACUGACCUUAAACUAGGAUUAUUUAAUGUUUGAUGGGAGAUCAAAUGGAAUCAGUAAUGGGAAUAUGAAAGCCAUGAUUCUAUACUGUAAUGUAAUGCUUCAUUUAUUAUUUACUUUAAUUGUGAAUGAGAAUAUUGUGAGUCAUGUGCAGUUUUUAAUAUUUAACUUGUACUUAAUCACAUUCAUUGAAUUUAACGUAAAGAUAUUUUCAACAAACCAAUUUUUAUACUUAAAAUUAGUAUCAUAAAGGUUGUUGUUUGAAAAAAAAUAAUUAAGUGCCAAUCUUCGAAUAGCAAGUUUUAAUUUCCUUGUUGAUAUUUGUGUAAAACAAUGAUUAAAGGAUGUAAUCAUAUUAGGUAUGGUUGGAAAGACUGAUGUAAAUAUCUGAAAUUAUGAUACAUCUUAUACAGGCAAGCCCGUAUCCAGUAACUGGGAUAAUCAUUUUUCAGACAACGAUCUAAUGUGGUUAGCACUAUAAUAGCAGAAUGUUAUUAUUAUUUUAUUAGCUAUGGAAAGUAUUUUAAAUCACUAAGGAUAUUAGGAGAUGUUUAAAAACGAUAUCCAACGAUCAGUUCUUAUAACAACAGUUAUAAUAUCUCUACCUGGAAAGCAAGGUUUAGUGUUUGAUGAUAGGGAUGAUUUCUAUGCGUUGAUUACAUUCAUCGCUAUGUGCAAUUAAUCAUACAAUCUAAUGUCCAUUCACUAUGCGUUAGGCCCCAAGGUAAAAUAUGCACUAAAAAUCUGUAUAACCAAUCUAAUGCAUUUGUUGGUUUAGGGUUUUCAAGUAAAUUGAAAUUGACAUGUCUCAUCUUGAUUGAAGUUAUAUUUUCACAUUCUCUUGAUGUCUUUAACAAGUCACAUAUUUCUAAUAAUUUGCUUUUUAUCUCUUCUUGGAAUAAGAAGGAGAGAUGAAUUAAUGAAUUCUAUUUCACAUCUUACUUGUUUGAACGUCAUAGGGCUUUCUUUUGUCAUUUUCAUGUUCUCUGUUUUCCUUUCAAUUCAAUCUUUCAUUUUAUUUUCAAACUUGAAAAUCAUAAUUCAAGGUUUACCUAUGAUCUGUGGGUGGUGGUAAGAUGACCUUUCACCUACAUCUUUUAAUAAAGCACUUGUUCAUAAAUAUUCAGUUUAUCCGUAUAAGGAAAAGGAAACUUCAUAUUCAAUUUAUUGAGAAUGUUAUCCCUAUUGAAAGUGCAAUGUGGGGGAUUGUGUGAAGGAAAUGAAGUGACUUUUGUAGAUAGUUUUCAUGUUUUUAAAGGAAUAUAGAUGAUGAUGACAAUUUCAACAUGAAAUUCAAAAUGUCUCUAUUUCUAAAUGAAUAAGUUCAAAUUCAUGAUAUGUUUGCAAGGAAGUUAUUGGCUGUUAGUGAUAAUACAAUGCCUCAAUAGCCUCCCUGUAAAUAGCUAAACCAAACUAUUUGAUUUAUCUCUUAAUCAGGUAAUAUAUGAUUAGUUCUCAGAGUAAUGUGUAGAUAUCAAAGCUGAUUCAGUUAAACCAACAAUCUUGAAAUUAAUUUGAUUUUAUGUCAAAUUCACUAUUAAAAUUUAUUGUAGGCCAACACAGCAAUAUGCCAUGUGAGUCACAGAUAUGAAUAUAUAAAUAGUUGAAAUUUACACAAUGGCUCUGUAAUGAUGUUAAUAACUUCUUUUGUUAUUGUCUUAUUUUUCCACCAUGUAAUGCUUGAGAUUUGUUUUGGUGGUGGAUUGUGUAUGUGAAGAAUUUACAAAGUCAAAUAAUGAAACGAACUGUAAAUAUUUUUUUCCGAAAGGAAAUCUUGUUCAUAAAUUGUGAUACAAUGCUGGAUUGAUAUACAGAUUUUAAAAAUGAAUUUUGUGUCAACUCAAAAAAAAAAUAAUGGUAGAACCUUAAAUAAGUACUUGUUAUUUGCUACAGUAUUAAAUUAUGACUGAGAAAAGUUAGAA